Molecule: messenger RNA, 540 nt
Organism: Orycteropus afer afer
Lineage: Eukaryota; Metazoa; Chordata; Mammalia; Tubulidentata; Orycteropodidae
Gene: ADAMTS12
Product: ADAM metallopeptidase with thrombospondin type 1 motif 12
Exons: 3
Coding region: 1-540 (179 amino acids)
Source: RefSeq, a predicted model, not a curated record
AUGCCAUGUGCCCAGAGAAGCUGGCUUGCAAACCUUUCCUUUCUGGCCCACCUCCUUAACUUUGGGACGCUCUGCUAUGGGCAACGGCCUCAGCCAGGCACCGUUCGCUUCCUCGACAGGAGGCAAGAACAUUUUAUCCAGGCCCUGCCCGAGUACCAUGUGGUGGGUCCUGUCCGAGUGGAUGCGAGUGGGCAUUUCAUAUCCUAUGGCUUGCACCGUGCCAUCACCAGCAACAGGCAGAAGAGAGAUUUGGAUGGCCCAGAUGACCAUGUGUACUAUAGGAUUAUGCACGAGGAGAAGGACUUGUUUUUUAACUUGACUGUCCAUCGGGGAUUUCUUUCCAAUGGCUACAUUGUGGAGAGGCGGUAUGGGAACCUCUCUAAUGUUAAGAUGGCAGCUUCCUCUGGGCCACUCUGCCAUCUCAGGGGCACAGUUCUGCAUCAGGGUACCAGAAUUGGGACUGCAGCCCUCAGUGCCUGCCAUGGACUGGUCUCCAUCUAUCCUGUAUCUGUAGAGUUUGGCUUUGAAGAAAUAGUGUAG